AAGACUUUGAACUUGACUUGAUUCAAAAUAAAGACCCCCUAGUUUGAAAGCUUUUACUGUUUUUUUAAGAGAUAUUUAACUCCUCAAAAUCAACUCAAAAUAUAAUUCUUCUCGUCUGCAAUAGUCACUACUCACUCUAUCCGAUAUAAUCUCUUGUCUCCUCGAGCAUGUUUAUCGAUGCUAAAGAAAAGGCUUCCUACAAACUUUGCAGUACAGCACGAAAUAUGCAGCUCUGGUUGUUAUCUGUUCGAUCCCAUUCAAGAUGCCAAGCUGACCAUAUGUCCCAUGUGCAGUACACUAAGAACCAAACAGAAGUUUGUCAAAAUUGUUUCUUUGAAAGACAAAAUUGCCCAGCUGCUCUGUUCUGACGAUUUCAGAAGUGAGAUUGAGUAUCGCGAUGACAAUUUUGGUGACGUAAUGGACGACGAUGACGACAACAAAGUAUAUACUGACAUCUUCUCUGGUGAAGUAUAUAAAAACCUUCAACAACAAGGUUUGUUUCAAAAUGUACAUGAUAUUGCUUUGGCGUUAAGCAUCGAUGGUUUCUCUUCCAGAUCCAGUCGAACGUCUAUGGUUAUUGUAGAUGCAGUCAUCUUGAAUCUUCCUCCCUCAAUCAGGUAAACAUCGUGCACAGUUUAGACAAUGUACAAAAACAAUCCUCACAAAAAACUUUUUUUUUUUCAACUCUACAUUAGACUUGCUGAUGACAAUCGAAUCCACCUUGCCGUUUUCUCUGGAAAUAACAAAAAAAAAUUUGGAAAGUUACUUGCAUCCUAUAAUUAAGGAAUUGAAAGAACUUUCAGAAAAGCCUUUACGUGUAUUCAGGGAUGGUCAAGAACUUACGUCUUGCCAUGUAUAUCCGCUUGUUUGGACUGGUGAUCUUGUUGAAGUAAACAAACUGAUGUCC
Molecule: messenger RNA, 907 nt
Organism: Mycotypha africana
Lineage: Eukaryota; Fungi; Mucoromycota; Mucoromycetes; Mucorales; Mycotyphaceae
Exons: 1
Coding region: 178-621 (147 amino acids)
Source: RefSeq, a predicted model, not a curated record